This is a messenger RNA of Ochotona curzoniae (black-lipped pika), 4289 nucleotides long. RefSeq names its product lanosterol synthase (gene LSS). Gene Ontology annotation, biological process: cholesterol biosynthetic process; triterpenoid biosynthetic process. The transcript is spliced from 22 exons. Gene Ontology annotation, cellular component: lipid droplet. NCBI's taxonomy places the organism in Eukaryota, Metazoa, Chordata, Mammalia, Lagomorpha, Ochotonidae. The coding region runs from base 69 to 2270 and encodes 733 amino acids. The record is from RefSeq and is a predicted model, not a curated record. Gene Ontology annotation, molecular function: lanosterol synthase activity.
CCGGGGUCUUGUCUGCUCCGAGUCGCCGGUGGACGGCGGAGUGCGAGGUCGCCGGCGAGGCCGCGGUCAUGACGGAGGGCACGUGUCUGCGUCGUCGAGGGGGUCCUUACAAGACGGAGCCCGCCACGGACCUGAGCCGCUGGCGCCUCACCAACGAGCUCGGCCGGCAGACGUGGAAGUUCUUUACGGACGAGGAGACCCCGGACCGCGCGCAGACCGCCCUGGAGGCGCACUCCCUGGGGCUGGACACGAAGAGUUAUUUCAAGGACUUGCCCAAAGCCCACACAGCCCUCCAGGGAGCUCUGAACGGAAUAACAUUCUACAUGGGACUGCAGGCUGAGGAUGGACACUGGGCAGGGGAUUAUGGAGGCCCACUAUUCCUCCUGCCAGGCCUGCUGAUCACAUGCUACACGGCACGCAUCCCUCUGCCAGCCGGCUACAGAGAAGAGAUUGUGCGGUACCUGCGGUCGGUGCAGCUCCCUGAUGGCGGCUGGGGCCUGCACAUCGAAGACAAGUCCACAGUGUUUGGGACUGCACUCAACUACGUGUCCCUCAGAAUCCUGGGCGUCGGGCCCGAUGAUCCUGACCUCGUACGAGCCCGGAACAUUCUUCACAAGAAAGGGGGUGCUGCAGCCAUCCCCUCCUGGGGCAAGUUCUGGCUGGCUGUCCUGAAUGUCUACAGCUGGGAAGGCCUCAACACCCUGUUCCCGGAGAUGUGGCUGUUUCCCACCUGGAUGCCCGCACACCCCUCCACGCUGUGGUGCCACUGCCGGCAAGUCUACCUGCCCAUGAGUUACUGCUAUGCCACCCGACUAAGCGCCUCUGAGGACCCACUGAUCUUGAGCCUGCGUCAGGAGCUGUAUGUGGAGGACUAUGCCAGCAUCAACUGGCCAGCACAGAGGAACAACGUGGCCCCAGAUGAACUAUACACGCCGCACAGCUGGCUGCUCCAUGUGGCGUACGUGGUCCUCAACCUGUACGAGAGCUACCACAGCAGCAGCCUGCGACAGCGUGCCAUCCGCGAGCUGUACGACCACAUCGUUGCUGAUGACCGCUUCACCAAGUGCAUCAGCAUUGGCCCGAUUUCAAAAACCAUCAACAUGCUGGUACGCUGGUUUGUGGAUGGGCCCACCUCCCCGGCCUUCCAGGAACACGUGUCCCGGAUCCCAGACUAUCUCUGGCUGGGCCUCGAUGGCAUGAAGAUGCAGGGUACCAACGGCUCGCAGAUCUGGGAUACCGCGUUCGCCAUCCAGGCUCUGCUGGAGGCAGGUGCACACCACAGGCCUGAGUUUUCAUCCUGCCUGCAGAAGGCGCAUGAAUUCCUGCGGCUCUCCCAGGUCCUAGACAACCCUCCCGACUACCAGAAGUACUACCGCCAGAUGAACAAGGGCGGCUUCUGCUUCAGCACCCUCGACUGUGGCUGGAUCGUUGCCGACUGCACUGCCGAGGCCUUGAAGUCUGUGCUGCUGCUGCAGGAGCAGUGUCCCUUUGUCACUGAACACAUCCCGCAGGAGCGGCUCUAUGAUGCUGUGGCUGUGCUGCUGAAGAUGAGGAACUCAGACGGAGGGUUUGCCACCUAUGAGACCAAGCGUGGGGGGCAUCUGCUGGAGCUGCUGAACCCCUCAGAGGUCUUUGGAGACAUCAUGAUCGACUACACCUAUGUUGAGUGCACUUCGGCAGUGAUGCAGGCGCUGCAGCACUUCCACAGUCAGUUCCCGGACCACAGGCCCUCAGAGAUGAGGGAGACUCUGCAGCAGGGCCUGGAGUACUGCCGGAAGACGCAGAGGCCUGAUGGCUCCUGGGAGGGUUCCUGGGGCGUCUGUUUUACCUACGGCACCUGGUUUGGCCUGGAAGCUUUUGCCUGCAUGGGGCAGAGGUACCAGGAGGGAUCUGCCUGCCCAGAGGUCUCCCUGGCCUGUGAUUUCCUGCUGUCCCGGCAGAUGGCUGAUGGAGGCUGGGGGGAGGACUUUGAGUCCUGUGAACAGCGUCGUUACGUUCAGAGCGCCCAGUCACAGAUCCACAACACAUGCUGGGCCCUCAUGGGGCUGAUGGCUGCCAGGCAUCCUGAUGUGGCUGCCCAGGAGAGAGGAAUUCGGUGUCUGCUUUCCAAGCAGCUUCCCAAUGGUGACUGGCCCCAGGAGAACAUCUCUGGGGUCUUCAACAAGUCCUGUGCCAUCAGCUACACCAGCUACAGGAACGUCUUCCCCAUCUGGGCCCUCGGUCGCUUCUCCCGCUUGUACCCCAAGAGAACACUUGCUGGGAGCACUUAGAGAGGUGGUGGAUCAGACAAGCUCCGUGCGAGGCCAGUGUGUACUCUGGGUGGUGGGGACCCCUGUAACUCUGACUCAGCCCCAGCCCGUAUUCUCACCUGUGCAGGUGAGAGCCUGGGCCCUGGGCCGGGGCAGGAUGAAGCCAGGUGUGGCGGUUUUACACAAGUGGUUUCUCCUCAGCCCAGCUGGCCUCUGAGCACAGCUCGGCUACUGGUGGGGCUGGGAUAUGGAAGAGGGCGCUGCACGCUCCGCUACCAUUGGGCCUGCGUUCUCAGGGCCUAUGGGUUUCAGGCCAGCUGCCCCUGGGCUUCUGUCUGUCAGACUGAUGGACACCUAGGGUCCUAGGACAGGUGGAUGGGGCUGUGUGCUCCUGCGAGCAGCUUGGGGCUCCUGCGUGUCCUGAGGCUGUGAUAUGGGGACCAAGUCUGGCCAUGGACGCAGCCCUGACCUCUGUUAGAUGGUUUCUGGUGUGUGGUUCAGUUAUUCUGAGGUGCCUGUAGCCACCUGGAGAGGCCUGGCACCCAGGGCAUGCUCAGCUGCUGCCAGUCCUCCUACCUGAGUGAGACAUGGGCACGUAAUGGACAGCUUCUUGGGAGAGUCCCUGUGUCCUUUGUGGCUUCUGCCCUAUGGGUGUGGCCCAUGGGUCACAUGCAGAGGACAGAGUCAGGUCCCAGCCCUUUGUCUGCCCAAGCAGCUCACUGGCUGUCACCUAGACAUCAAGUUGGGAUAGGUACGUUAAGCUGGGGUUCCCAAACAGCAGUGCCCUUGCUGCCCUGUCCUGUCAUCACCCCAGGUCACCAGCUAUCCCCCACCUCCUGGGCUGGCAGCUCGCCACUGUCCUCCCACAUUCCCCUGGGGAGCCAAGCCAGAAUGACCAGUCAUUCUUGUCCAGAAUCCUCCAGGACUUGCCGCAGUUCCCGUGCAGGGUCCAGGGCCCUCGGCAGCCUGGCUGUCCUACUGGGAUUCUAGUGGCUGCCCCACCAGGGCCUGUAGCCUGAGCUGUUCCCUUGCUGGCCUCGCCUUGUCCCUGUCCAGCCCUCACCCCUCUGCUUCAGCCCAUACAGCAGGUGACUGUGGAGUGUCAGCCCUGCCUGACACUUUACAACCAGCAUUUAAUAAUCACUCCUUUAAAACCCUUGGAUUUAGCCACACAGUGUCUCCCCCUAGGGCAGCCCUAAGCCUGCAGUGCCACUGGCUCAGCCACCUCACCCCACCCCACCCCACCCCCGACCAGACCACUGUGCACACACACCUGCUGAUAUGGAGACCCAUCCACACUGGAUGUGUGGGCAGCCCGCAGGCACAAGUAAAUCACCUCUGUCCUAAGGAAAGUGAUUUCCCUAAUGUGAUUAAAUGUGACUCCAUGCCAUGGCAGUGGGUUGUUUUAUUUCUGGUUGUCAGGAGCCAAGGUUGAACAUUCUGUAAAUUUCUUCCGAGAUCCCAUUUGUCUUGGGAACUUGGGGAUCUUGUGAGGGAACCUGUCGGCUUAGCUCUGGGAAAUGCCAUUUCCUUGCCUGUCACUGCCGUGUGGGAUGAAGUUUCAUUUAUGUGUGUACACUGUGACAGGGUGCGUUGGCCGUUUUGCUUAUUUCACCUCUCCAUCCACAACAGUUUGUGGAAAAGAGUGCCGGAGGGGGCAGGACAGGUAGUAGAGGGCACCAGAGCAUCUGGCCAGUCACUAUUUAGUGAAGACCCACCUGCAGAUGGGUGACAUAGUGACCUGGCUCCCUGGGACAGGGACACCCUGCAGUGAGUUCCUUGCUGCCUAAACAGCUCUGUGCCCGUCACAGCCAAACCGAUGGCCUCUGGCUCUCAGUAGUGUGGAGUGGGCCCUGAGGAUGACCUGCUGGGUGAGAUGGAGUGGCCCAGGUCAAGGAGCUGUGGAGCUGGAUGAAGUGCCAGGCCGGCGUGUGGUGUCCUGGUGGGCAUGCUAUAAGGUCAGAGCCCCUGGCUCAUGCCCUGCCUCACUGCUAUCCAUCAGGAAGACCUACACGCAGUUCUUGCUCAGCCUUGGCUGUU